Molecule: messenger RNA, 369 nt
Organism: Hydra vulgaris (swiftwater hydra)
Lineage: Eukaryota; Metazoa; Cnidaria; Hydrozoa; Anthoathecata; Hydridae
Product: clumping factor A-like
Source: RefSeq, a predicted model, not a curated record
AUGUCACAAUUAACUAAAAGAAAAGAAUCAGGUUCAGAAUUCAAUUAUAAAUUUCUUUGGAAAACUGAAUCUACUCCAAACAUUUCUGACAAAACGCAAUCAGCUGACAGUGAUGAUAAUGUAGCACAAAAAUCUGGCAGUGAUGGUGAUACAGCUCAACAAUCUGAUAUUGGAGGUGAUACAGCUCAACAAUCUGACGUUGAUGAUGAUACAGCUCAACAAUCUGACAUUGAUGAUGAUACAGCUCGACAAUCUGACAUUGACGGUGAUACAGCUCAACAAUCUGACAUUGAUGAUGAUACAGCUCGACAAUCUGACAUUGACGGUGAUACAGCUCAACAAUCUGACGUUGAUGAUGAUACAACUUAA